Molecule: messenger RNA, 804 nt
Organism: Arctia plantaginis
Lineage: Eukaryota; Metazoa; Arthropoda; Insecta; Lepidoptera; Erebidae
Source: the annotation of a GenBank genome assembly
AUGUCUGGGUCGGCCUAUGUAAAUCCCAAUCAGUUGUUCGAGGAUGACGAUGUGGACGAUGAUAAAUUUGUUAAUAGCUUCAGGGACAGACUGCCACGACAACCUGUUAAGCCUGCAACAAGUGCGUACGGAAGUAACAGCCAUUUAACUGCCCUGGAACAGCAACGCCAAGCUAUGUUGCAAAGACAAAAAGAAAUCGAACAAAGAACGUUGGAUUCUUCCUCGCGCAGCAUAGGAUUAUUGCGAGAAUCGGAGACAAUCGGUAUCGCUACGGCUGAGGAGCUUGUUCGCCAGCGGGAAGCACUUCAAAAUACAAACAAGCGUCUUGAAGAAAUUAACACUAACUUGAAUUACAGUCAAAAACAUUUAAAUGGUAUAAAGUCUGUUUUCUAUGGUCUAAAGAACUAUAUCUCUGGUAAAUCUGAUCAAACUCCACCAAGAAGUCAAUCUUCAGCUAGUCAAAGUGCAGGACCAAGCGGUAGCAGGCUGAAUGAAACAAUAGAUAACUUAUGUAAUAAAGCCAAUGAAGAUCACUUUAAAUCGCACCCAACAACCCGUCUAUAUGACUUAGAGGUACAAGAAAAGGCACCAGUAACAGACAGUCAGCGAGUUAAUGAACUUUUGGAUGCUAAUCUUGAUGAGAUGGUUAAACACAUAACAAGACUUAAAGGCCUCGGUAUUGCUCUGGGAGAGGAAAUAGAACAACAAACUGACUUAAUAGAUACAAUACAGGAUAAGGUUGAAGUGGCUGACAUUAAGAUUGGAAAGCAAAACAAGCAAAUGAACAAAAUACUUGGCAAAUAG